Lecanosticta acicola is the source of this 591-nucleotide messenger RNA. Lineage: Eukaryota; Fungi; Ascomycota; Dothideomycetes; Mycosphaerellales; Mycosphaerellaceae. The record is from the annotation of a GenBank genome assembly.
AUGGCCCUCACCAUCACCUCAAUGCUCUCCAGACGCACCUGGGCCAACUCCUUCGACCUCGCCCUCGGCGCCACAGCGCGCUACACCCUCCCUCAAACCCUGGCCCGCGCAAUCCACAACCUCACAAUCCUGUAUCCCUCGCCCUCCAACCACCAAACCAUCAUCGCGGCCCUGAAAUACGUUCGCCGGCACAUCCAGCGCGACCCGACCACGCUCGUCAAAGACAUGGACCUCUCCGCAAAUGAAGCCACAGAACAAUUGGAGAUGGAUCUUUUGCUUGGGAUAGGCAAUUGUUUCGUGGCGCCGGCGUAUUGCGACUGGACGGCAGAGGCUUCGUGGGAGAAUGCGGUGAAGUGUAAGGGGUUGUUUGGAAUUUUGGCGGAGAGGGUCAGGAUGGGGACUAUUGAUGGGAGAGAGGGAGACGGAGUGCCUUUCGAAGGAAAUAAGCAAUAUGGGACAAAGGAGUGGGAGGGGAGAAAAGAGAGAGAGGUAAGUGAAGAGGUGGAUUUGGAGGUACCGGAGCCGAAUACGCCUAGGGAGGAUAAGGACGCAUGGAAUGGGGUGAAGGUUGUGGCUUCUGGCUUUUUCUGA